CGACUCCAAGCUCUAAGCCCCUCAAGGACCAUCCCCUCAACGAAUGGUCGUCCUCCACUCCCGCGACUGAGAACACCUGUCCUCUUCCCAUCUCGUUGCCUUCACCUGACUCAUCCAUCCUGGCCAGGCUGACUCACGCCUGCCGUUUGAUGGUGGAUCCAUUGUUGCCUGCGCCAGUUUGUACAUGAUGCAGUGGAUGUAUAUCUGCCACUGAGAGCACCGGCCUCACCUCGCAGAAUACCGCCCCUCAAGACGCUAUCGCCAAACUACUACAACCGACACAGUCAAAGACAAGUAACAUGGCGUUCCAACAGACCUCUCCCAUGGUCAAGUUUGAAAACUCGCCGGCCGAGUCGUUCAUCUCCACUCCCGGCGAGAACUACACAUCUCUCUUCGCCGCGGCCACUCCCUCCGCUACCAACACAAUGAACCCUAUGGAGAUGAUGACCCCCAAGUCCUUUUCCGAGGACAAGCCCAGCGAGGCCUCCCUCGACAACCUCGACAAUCUCGACAACGUCACAGAUUCCGAGGACUCCCCCGCUCCCUCUGGGGACAAGAAGAGCGCUAAGAAGCGCAAGUCGUGGGGCCAGGUUCUGCCUGAGCCCAAGACGAACCUCCCUCCCAGGAAACGAGCCAAGACCGAAGACGAGAAGGAGCAGCGUCGUGUCGAGCGUGUUCUCCGAAACCGCCGCGCCGCUCAGUCUUCUCGCGAACGUAAGAGGCUAGAGGUUGAGGCCCUCGAGAAGCGGAACAAGGAGCUUGAGUCCAUGCUCAUCAACGCCCAGAAGGCGAACUUGAUGCUGGUCGAAGAGCUCAACCGCUUCCGAAGAUCCUCCGGCGUCGUCACUCGUUCCUCAUCUCCCCUAGACUCCCUCCGGGAUAACCCAGUCACACUGUCCCAGGAGCUUUUCAGCUCCCAAGAUGGACACAAGGCUAACGCCGACUCAUCAACCCCCCUCAUGGAUGAUAUUCUUAUUUCUAACGCCACCGUCAACCCCGCCUCGCUCUCUCCCGAGCUUGGCCCCGUAGACGACUCAUCUGAAGAAGCUCCCGAGCAGUCCUCGAUGGAGGCGCAGACCAGCGAGCUGACUUCGGCUACCUCCCCCGACUUGACACAACGUCCUGCAGUGUCAAACGUCGGCGGAGAUGCCCAAGUCGUUCCUGGUCUCGCAAACCUCGAUGCCGCCAGCCUUGGCCUGGCUGUUGCAGCUUCGGAUGAUGUUGCUUUCAGCCUCGGCGAUUCUUUCAGCAUGUCAACGGCCCUUGACACAGAUCGCUAUGUCCUCGAAAGCGGGCUUCUCUCUUCUCCCAACUCCUCCAUUAUUGACGACGAUUAUCUGGUUGGUGACUCUGCCACCGGCUUUACGCAUCAGUCCGACUUCGAUCUCUUCGACAUCAACGACUUCCUCAUCGACGAAGCAAACCCUGGCGCUUCAGACUUUAUGGCAGCGAGCGACUUCGCCGCUGCGGACCACGAACUCGACUUCAAGGUCCACGACCCUGAGACUCAAGUCUCUUCGGAAAAUCCUAUCCAGCAGCCCCAGCCUGGCGCGUCCGCUCUCGGAUGCGACGCUGGUGGCAUUGCGGUUGGUGUCUGAAGGACGCGAAGAUCGGGUCGGGAACUUGCAGCGCGAGUCCAGUGGGACGCGCGGUGAUGAUUGCGAGUUGACACGAUGUUUGAGCGGCAUCGCCUUGCCGUCGAAGGAUGUUCUAUUAACCCUCCUGUGGGCCCUAAAGGUCGAGGAGCGGAGGAUCCGACGGAGAAGCGGCGUAGUUCUCGACCCAGAGACUCGCUCCCAGCAACAACCAGCCCAUAAUUAUAAGUUAGAGGUAGUAGGGGAUAAACGGAAGAUGGCAGAUGUCGACAGCAGCAAACAGAAGCGCUGUCGCCUGGCAUGAAAUGUAACCAUGACAAUUGGACUAAGGAGCAUUGGCGUCACAACGGAAUUAUAUCUUAUGUCCUCGGGUGGGACAGGAACCAAGGGCUGGGAACUGUACAACUUAGUAAAUCCAUGCGAAUUAA
Messenger RNA from Ilyonectria robusta, 2023 nucleotides. Its product is annotated as transcriptional activator HAC1. The record is from RefSeq and is a predicted model, not a curated record. The coding region runs from base 300 to 1598 and encodes 432 amino acids. Gene Ontology annotation, biological process: positive regulation of transcription by RNA polymerase II. The transcript has 3 exons. Gene Ontology annotation, molecular function: DNA-binding transcription factor activity, RNA polymerase II-specific. NCBI's taxonomy places the organism in Eukaryota, Fungi, Ascomycota, Sordariomycetes, Hypocreales, Nectriaceae.